Cryptococcus wingfieldii CBS 7118 is the source of this 414-nucleotide messenger RNA. RefSeq lists its product as hypothetical. The coding region runs from base 1 to 414 and encodes 137 amino acids. The record is from RefSeq and is a predicted model, not a curated record. The transcript has a single exon. Lineage: Eukaryota; Fungi; Basidiomycota; Tremellomycetes; Tremellales; Cryptococcaceae.
AUGUCCCAAGACGAUAACAAGAGCAACAAGCCGCGCGGCGUGUACACCGCCUUCCCCUCUCAGGUGGGGUACAGUACCGACGCGCCCCCUUCUCGACCCCCCGCCUCCCCCACCACUCGAUCCAGGAUGGAAGCUGCCUCUGCUUACUCUGUUGUCGAAGAGCCCCAGGAAUCCGCGGUCGAAACGACAUCCUCUCCAAGGUCGAGGCGUCCUUCCAGGAAUACGAGGACCGUUUCCCCCUGGUCUGCGACGAGCGGCCGUUUCACAGAGGAAGAGAAUGCGAUGUAUUCCAAUAUCAUCAGCGACAAGGGAAGCGUCGGGCCUCCUCCUCCGACUGAUGAGGAGGUGCAGCGACAAAAGAGGGCGAGGGAAGCUAAGGCAGAGAGCGGGAUCUUUGGAAACACUCGUAACUGA